Messenger RNA from Scaptodrosophila lebanonensis, 6778 nucleotides. It is a transcript of the gene CLIP-190, whose product is annotated as restin homolog. The transcript has 17 exons. NCBI's taxonomy places the organism in Eukaryota, Metazoa, Arthropoda, Insecta, Diptera, Drosophilidae. The record is from RefSeq and is a predicted model, not a curated record. The coding region runs from base 755 to 6517 and encodes 1920 amino acids.
UCGAAUCCAACUACGUGUACUUGCAGCACAUUGUCGUGGUGGCAAAUUAUCUUAUCAUAUUUAUACGUCCGCUAUCUAUUUUAUCCGCUAAAGAGCGCUGGCUCUGACGUCGCGUCGAAAGUGUGUCAAUCUCGCGUCUGUUCUCCCAUAGUGGGUCGCAUUAGAGAACAAAAACAAUCAGAGCAAGAAUCGUGAGUGCAGCAGCAAUUGAUAAGCAAUUUAGUCAAUUUAGUUUAUUUAAUUAAAAUAAAUCAGUGCUCAACGAGUAAUAAAGCGAUGCGAAUCAGUGUCAUAAUCAAUAAGCGCUCAAUUUCAAUCAGAAUCACCACAAAUAUUUGCAUAAUUAAUUAAAUGUGUUAGCGCUCAUACAGCAAAAGUUCCGCUUCGUACAAAUCAAAAUAACAAUAGCCGAGGGCCAAGCCGCAACAACUUAAGCGAUAUCAACAACAACAACAACCAUCGGAAUUUGUUUAUUUUUUCAAGCCAAAGACAACCACCAUCCAGCAGUAACGACAACAAAAUCAACUUGGAUCAGCUGUGCCGUAAGCCGCAACAAGUGUAAAAGAGAUAGACAGAGUGCGCGCCAAAACGCCGCAUCACUGCACAGUGUGUCAAAUCGUGGUAAAAUUUGAAUGAAACUCAAUUUGUCCAAGCCAUUUUAAUUUGUUCCUGGAAAGCAGUGAGCUACCAAGUUUUUUAAAUUCGUGAAAAUUCGUGUAUGUGUUAAGAGUGUUAAGUGAAAAAUCAGUGCAAAAUGAGUGAAGCUAACCCAAGUGAAGCCAAUGUGGAAGCAGCAGCAGUUACUCCCGCAGUGGAAGCAGAUUCGGCGCCGGACAGCACAAGCGUCGAAGGCGUAGCCAUGAAACCUCCGCCUAGCCGCUCCAACAUACCCACUCCUGCGUCAUCAGUUACUGGCAUACCCGUUAGUAAGCUGAAAGCGCCCUCCAGCUUCGGCUCCAACAGCUCAGUAUCGAAAAUUGGACGACCUUGUUGCACGCAUACAACGCCAAAAGCUGGUCCGCCACCCAGAGAUACAAACAGCAUGAGUCGUGAAAGCGAUGACAACCUGAGUUCAAUUAAUUCGGCGUACGCAGAUCUCUAUCAAGAGACUGUCAAGCGCUUUACGCGCUCCUCGCUCUCCCCCACAUCCGAUUGGGAACGCUUUUCGGCCGGUCGCCGAUCGCUCAAGUCGCGCACAUCAACGCCAUUAUCCGACAACGAACGACGCACAUCUUAUGAUUAUUAUCUUGAGGCCACAGGUCGGCGUCGAAGCUCAGAUCACAACAGUGCCGUGCUCACAGCCAACACAGAACUGUUUAUAAUUGGUCAACGAGUAUGGGUUGGUGGCAUUCGUUCCGGACAGAUAGCCUACAUAGGCGAAACACAUUUUGCACCUGGCGAUUGGGCCGGCAUUGUUCUGGAUGAGCCAAAUGGUAAAAACGAUGGAUGUGUUUCGGGCAAGCGUUAUUUCCAAUGCGAGCCCAAGCGUGGCAUCUUCUCGCGUCUGACACGACUCACAUUGUAUCCGAUGUCGGGCGCACAAACUCCCACAUCGCCGCUGGCCAAGAACUCGCCGGAACGUUCACGCACUGUCUCGCCAACGGCCAGUGUUCGCAGCUCUAUGCUACGCAGUCCAAGCACAGGCAAGAAUGGACUGACUGUGGGCGAUCGCGUUAUAGUCUCCUCUGGCUUCGGCAGUCGUCCGGGCAUUUUGCGUUAUCUGGGCGAGACCCAAUUCGCUCCUGGAAACUGGUGCGGCGUUGAGCUGGAUGAGGCCAGUGGCAAAAACGAUGGUGCUGUGGAUGGCAUAAGAUAUUUUGAAUGCAAACCCAAAUAUGGCGUCUUUGUGCCCAUUGCCAAGGUGUCGCUGUCGCCAUCAUCGAAGAAGACGCGUCUAUCGCGUACCGGGUCGCGCGAAUCUCUCACAUCCAUUGGCACCAUGAACAGCAUUGCCACAACAAAUACGUCGCGCAUGCGCAUGAAUGCUCAGCAGCGCAAGUCGAUCACGCCCCAAAAGCCAAUUGUUACAACGCCAAAAAGUCAAUUUUCCAUGCAGGACUUGCUGCGCGAGAAACAACAUCAUGUGGAGCAACUGAUGGUCGAACGUGAACUGGAUCGCGAGGACGCACAGAACCAGGCGCUCCAGCUGCAGAAGAACAUUAACGAGCUAAAGGCACGAAUUGUGCAAUUGGAGACCCAGUUGGGGGAUGAGCGCAAGAAAUCGGAGGACUUACAAUUCUCCAUAGAUGAAGCGCAAUUCUGCGGCGACGAAUUGAAUGCGCAAACUCAGGUGUACAAGGAGAAGAUUAAUGCUCUGGAAUCAAAGAUAACACAUUUAGUCUCAGGCGCGCCUAGUCUGCAAAGUAUUGAACCAAUCGAGGAUAAGGCCGCUUUAAGUGCCGCUGAAGCGCAAAUCGCCGAACUGCAGAAAAAGUUAGACCUCCAAGAAAAGCAAAAUGGAGCGAACUUGGCCGAGCGACAGGAAGAAGAACAACGAUUGCUGGAGAACAUUAAAUAUUUGCAAAGCGAAAAUGAAAAUCUGCAAAAGGAACUGGUCGGCAAGGAUGAAAGUCUGGAGAAGUUCUCGCUGUCCCAGUGCGGUAUUGAGAACUUGCGCAGUGAGCUUGCUCUGCUCAAGGAAGAGCAUGAGAAGCAGACAGAGCAAGCAAAGGCAGACUUUGAAGCGAAACUGUCCAUUAAAAUGGAAGAGCUGAAGAAUGUUACCGACGAGAUGCAGAAGCUGAAGAAUGCCGCCGAUUCCCUAGAGAGUGAACGCUCCAAUAUCACGGACGAAUAUGAAAUCCUUCAAACGGAAAUAAAAAUGCGUGAUGAGCAGGUUAAGGAGCUGACCCAUCAGGUAGAUGAGUUGACGGUGCAGCUGAGUGUUCAGCAAGCGGACAGCUCGGCACUGGAUGAAAUGCUCAAGGCUCAACUCAUGGGCAGUGAACAGAGUAAGGGAGCGUUGGAGCAGAAAGUAGCCGAGAAUGGGGAACUUAAAAAGACAAAUGAAGGCUUAGAGCAGGCCAAGACCACGUUGGAGCAGCAGCUGAGCACAAUCAAUGCCGAGUUGCUGGCUCUGAAGCAGCAACAACAGACAGCACAGCAAGAACUGAACGCAAGUGUUUCGCUUAAUGAGCAAAAAGAAACCGCAAUAGCCGAGCUAAACAAGUCCUUGGAGAGUUUGCAGAAGCAGUUGAAAGAAAUGUCUCUGGAAAAGGACGACCUUACUAAACAGCUAUCAACUAGCAAUGAGCAGUCUACAACCAGCAUUGAACAAUUGCAAAGGCAAUUAGAGGAGAAGCAGAAAGUGCACGACGAGGUCAGCGAAAAAGCGCAGCAAGCUGAAACAGCUCUUGCAGCAACUCAAGUUCAGUUAGAGACGCUGCAGCAGCAGUCGAAAGCAAGCAGCGAGCAAAGUGCCAGUGAAUUGGAAAAACUAAAGGCUGAGCUCAGCCAGCUGAGAGCCUCUCUAAGCCAAACGGAAAGUGAGUCCCACAGUGCAGCUGGAGAAAUGAGCAAACGCAUUGCCGAGCUCGAGGCGCAACAGCAACUGUUGCAGACGCAGCUGCAACAAGCUGCGGCAGCAGCAGACCAAAUGCAGCAAAAAUAUACUGAGUUGCAGUCCAAAAAUGUGGAACAGUCGAAGCAGUUGGAGCAAAACAGCGAAGCUCUAGAGAACAGCCAGCAAAUGCUGCAAAAUCUAACCAAGGAACAUGAAACUGUAAGAUCACAAACUGCCGUCCUGGAGUCGCAGCUCAAAGCGAGUGUAGAGAGCUGCGCUCAACGCGAACUGGAACUGGGUGAUGUGACCCGGAAGCACGAAGCACUACAGUCCAAAUGCGAAACCCUACAUCAACAACAUGAGGCUCUCCAAAGCGAACUUCUAGCUGCACGUGGCAGUGCCACGGAGCUGCAAGCAACUCUGAAGCAAUUGAAUGAGGAAUUGCAGAGCAAGCAGAAAACCUAUGCUGAGCUGGAACAGCGCAACAGCAGUCAGCACAUGGAGCUGGCCAGCGAUAACGAAGUGUUGAAGCAGGCCAAUGCCAAAUUUGAACGUGAACUGACUGAUCUAAGGGAAGCACUAAGCAAAGCCAAAGCGGACAUCGCUGAAAAGCAGACGCAGUUGAGCAAACUAGAGGAGCUGAACAUAAAGCAGGAACUAUCGCUUAGCGACGCCAGUCGACAACAGGAGAACUUGCAGACACGUUGUGAGGGUCUGCAGCAGCAAAACGAAACGCUGGAGCAACAAUUGAACGGUCUGCGCACCAGCUCCACAGAUUCCAAUGCUGAGCUGGUCAAGCUCACACAAGAGCUGGUCGCGAAGCAGAAGGCUUACGAGGAACUGAGCAACAAGAGCGGCGAUGAACGCGCCACACUCGAGGGACAACUCCAAGCUAAUCAACAACGCAUUGAUGCGCUCUGCAGUCAAGUGGAGGUGUUGACUCAAGAGCUUAAGGCCAGCACUGAGCAGACCGCCGAACUGCACGCCACUCUCAAAACAGAACAGGAGGCCGCAGGCAAACAGAAUCUAGAGCUGAGCGAUGCUCUGCGCAAACUAGAGGCCCAGACGGCCAAGUGUGGGCAACUGGAGCAGGAACAAGGCAAAUUACAGCAGGACUUGAAUGCCACUCGCAACAGCAGCUCAGAGCUGAACGCCAAACUUUUGCAGCUUACGGAGCAGCUGGCGGCGGCGCAAAAGGAGCAAGCCAGUCAAAAGGAUGCCAGCAGCUCCGAACGUCUGCAGCUAGAGCGUGAGCUGCAGGAGACGAAGCAACAGCUCCAAUCCAGUCAAGCCGAAGCCAUGCAACUUCAAGCUGAACUGGUAACUGCCACAGAGGCCAAAUCCCUUCAGGCCACAGAGUUUGCCAGCCUAAAAGCCGAACUUACCAGCAAGGCACGCAAUGAAUUGGCACAGAGGCAGGAGAGCGAAUCAGCAGCGCGGGAGCAGCUCGUGGCUGAGUAUGAAGCACGCCUCCAAGGCUCAGAGCAAAUAAUUUUGCAGAUGGAUGAGAGCAAUAAGCGGCUGCAGUCAGAGUUGCAGCAAACACAACAGCAGCUAAGCGAGAAGCAAACGGAGCACAAGACUCAGAUGUUGCAGAUAGAGGAGCAGCUCAGAGCAGCUACUGAAAAGCACCAGGAGCUCAGCAAGGACUUGCAACAGCUGGAAGCUGCCAGCAGCACCGCCACGGAAGUGCAUUCUGAGAUGCAAUCGCGCCUGGAUAAGCUGCAGCUGGAAAUUAAGGGCAAGGACGAGGCCUUGCAAGCGUCACAAACGCAGUUGCAACUGCAACAAAAUAAUGGAGUCGAGGAAGUCAACAAACUGCAGGAUCAGCUACGUGAGCUUCGGGAGCGUCUGGAAAUAAACGUGUCUGAACUGCAACACAAGGAGCAGCUAGCCCGAGAGGAUGCGCAAAAGAUUGCCGAUCUGAAGACACUAGUUGAGGCUGUUCAAGUGGCCAAUGCCAACAUAUCUGCCACCAAUGCUGAGCUAUCUACUGUGCUGGAAGUCCUGCAGGCUGAAAAAAGUGAGACCGCACACAUCUUUGAGUUAUUCGAAAUGGAAGCGGAUAUGAAUGCAGAGCGCUUGAUUGAGAAAUUGACGGGCAUGAAGCAGGAGUUGCAGCAAACGCACGACCUUUUGGAGAAGCAGCAAAGCACAAGUGAGGAGAUUCAGCAAAAACUAAACGCCAAGGAGGCAGAACUACUGGCUCUGGAGCAGAGGGAGCAGAGUUCGCAAGCAUCGGCUCAGGCAGCCAAUGAAAAGUUGCAAGAGCUGCAGGCAGCCAAUGAGGAAUUGCAACAGGAAUUGCAACAAAAGCAAGCUUUGCUUGAGAAGAACAAUGAAUUUGAUGCCCGUUUGACAGAAUAUACAAAAGUCAUCGAUGAAAUGGAUGAGGCAGCAACGGCCAAGUCCACUUUAUUGCAGCAGCUGCAAGCACGCGUGUCUGAAUUGGAAACAGAUCUACGUCAUGCCCACGAAAUACAACAGACUACUCAACUGGAGUGCAAGAAUUUAACGCGCAAAAUCGAAUCCCUAGAGCUGGAGAAAGCGCGUCAGCAGCUAGCUUUGCAAACACAAGCCAAUGGAACGGGCGGCAGAUCUGGCGGCGGUGAUGCGCCUGAGUCGUUGGACACAGAGCACAGUCUUGCCAAAAUCAAUUUUCUCAACUCUAUUAUUGCUGAUAUGCAGCAGAAAAACGAUGCUCUGAAGGCCAAGGUGCAAACACUGGAAAUGCUGCCCACAGACUUCACCAAACCUCAUGCCUUUGACAUGCUUAGCAAACGAAAGCCAGCUCCUCGUCUAUUUUGUGACAUUUGCGAUGAGUUCGAUAAGCAUGAGACCGAGGAUUGUCCGCUGCAGGCGUCCGAUGAUCGCGACUACUCACCGCCUCCACCCGCUGAGGCCAACAACAACGAGAAAAAGGAACGCAAAUUGCCAGUUCCGCGCAAAUACUGCGAAUCUUGUGAAGUUUUCGGCCAUGAUACGGGCGAGUGCGCCGACGAUGAGACCUAUUAGACUUAGGAAAAUUAUUUUCGUUGUUCAAUUUUAAACUAAUUAUUUCCGAUAAGUAGCUAACGAAUAUCUAAAUCUAUGGUGUAAGCGAAGCAAAACAAUUACCUCAACAGAGCUCCACAAUUUUGGAUACGUGCUUGAUAUUCAUGCUACAACUGGCAAACGUCUACUAACAUUCUUUUAAAUUGUGUGAUCAUCGUUUUGCAUACUAUUUUGUAUUGCCCCUUUUAAAUUGUUUUCUAUUUAUUUAUGAAAUUAGUCACC